AUGUCUUGCCGUUCCUAUCGUAUCAGUUCAGGAUGUGGUAUCACAAGGAACUUCAGCUCCUGCUCAGCUGUGGCCCCCAAGACAGGCAACCGCUGCUGCAUCAGUGCCGCCCCAUACCGUGGGGUGUCCUGCUACAGGGGCAUUACUGGCUUUGGCAGCCGCAGCCUAUGUAAUGUGGGGUCCUGUGGCCCCCGAAUCUCCGUGGGAGGCUACCGGUCCAUAGGCUGCAGCCGGAGCUUUGGCUACCGCUCUGGGGGAGUGUGUGGACCCAGCCCCCCCUGCAUCACCACUGUAUCUGUCAACGAGAGCCUCCUGACCCCCCUCAACUUGGAGAUCGACCCCAAUGCCCAGUGUGUGAAGCAUGAGGAGAAGGAGCAGAUCAAGUGUCUCAACAGCAAGUUCGCCGCCUUCAUUGACAAGGUCCGGUUCCUGGAGCAGCAGAAUAAGCUGCUGGAGACCAAAUGGAACUUCUAUCAGAACCAGAGAUGCUGCCAGAGCAACAUGGAGCCCCUGUUCAAUGGCUACAUCGAGACCCUGAAGCGGGAGCUGGAGUGCGUGGAGGCCGACAGUGGGCGUCUGUCCUCUGAGCUCAAUCACAUGCAGGAGGUGCUGGAGGGCUACAAGAAGAAGUAUGAAGAGGAGGUAGCCCUCCGGGCCACAGCUGAAAAUGAAUUUGUGGUGCUGAAGAAGGAUGUGGACGGCGCCUACUUGCGGAAAUCUGACCUGGAGGCCAACGCAGAGGCCCUGACAGAGGAGAUCAACUUUUUGAAAGCCCUGUAUGAGGAGGAGAUCCGGGUCCUCCAAUCACAAAUCUCAGACACUUCAGUCAUUGUCAAGAUGGACAAUAGCCGUGACCUGAACAUGGACUGCAUAGUGGCUGAAAUCAAAGCUCAGUAUGAUGACAUUGCUAGCCGCAGCCGGGCCGAGGCCGAAUCCUGGUAUCGCACAAAGUGUGAGGAGAUGAAGGCCACAGUGAUCCGCCAUGGGGAGAGCCUUCGAAGGACCAAGGAGGAGAUGAAUGAGCUGAACCGCAUCAUUCAGAGGCUAACAGCCGAGAUUGAGAAUGCCAAGUGUCAGCGCUGUAAACUGGAGGCUGCAGUGGCAGAGGCUGAACAGCAGGGUGAGGCUGCCCUCAAUGAUGCCAAGUGCAAGUUGGCUGAGCUGGAGGGUGCCCUACAGAAGGCCAAACAGGACAUGGCGUGUCUGCUGAAGGAGUACCAGGAAGUCAUGAACUCCAAGUUGGGGCUGGACAUUGAGAUUGCCACCUACAAGAGGCUGUUGGAGGGCGAGGAGCACAGGUUGUGUGAAGGUGUGGGUUCUGUGAAUGUCUGUGUCAGCAGUUCCCGGGGUGGAGUGACCUGUGGGGGUCUCACCUGCAGCACCACCCCAGGACUCCAGAUUGCCUCAGGUCCUUCUGCCUCUGGGGGUAGCUACACAGUGAUAGCACCUGAUUCCUGUGCCCCCUGCCAGCCCCGAUCCUUGGGUUUCAGCUGUGGGAGCAGCCGGUCUGUCCGCUUUGCAUAGAGAGCUGGGAUCUCAUGCAAAAAAGCACAUUCCCACCCUCCCAACUUCCUGCCGCAGAACUGAAGAUGAAUGGAAUGUCUGUGUUGUUGCUUCCUUGAGGCUGCAUUCCUGAAUACUAACCCUUCUCCUCUCUCCUUCAAAUUACACGCCAUGAAAUCUCCCUUUCCAGGCUACCACCUGGCUCCCAUUUUAGGGAGCUAAUUUCCAGCCCUCCAUUUGACUUCCAUUUAAGGAUUCAUUUCUAACUCCCUUAACUCUCCAGUUAAAUCCCACACAUCAUAGUAUUAUCAUCUUUGUAUUACUCAUCUCACUUCUCCAAUCACCCUCUAGGAAACUACCAAUUAUACCAUAGUGACAGUGCAACCUGGGAAAUUUACCCAUGCGUCUGCAUAGAGGUUAUGUGAGGCUCAGAACAUGACUUCCUUAGACUAGAGAGCCAAUGGAAAUAGAAACACAAUCCCAAUACUUCUCCUCUCCCUGCCAGGAAACUAGGGAGUUAAUUGUCCAGGGUUGUCUCUUUCAGGAAGCAAUUGACUGUUUUUGUGUGGUUUUGUCUAUGAUUGUCUUCCUUCUUCUGGGUUAACCUGUUCUGGCUAACCUCUUGAUGUGGUUUUGCAGUUGAGAAGCUGGUUACAGCAUAGAAUUCCUUCUACCUGUACUCCCUUGGUAAGAGGGUUUCACAUAUAUCUUGCACCUUUAUACAUUUCAAAGAAAACUGGAUGGAAAUAGUGAUUGAUUCAGGUCUCCUCCCAUUGUGUACAAAAGGUGUUUUACUAAUGGAAUGAAAAAGGGUGGAGAAGAAGGUCAGGCCACUUCUUGUAUAUCCCUCUUUGUUGUAAAUGUCUGUGGGUGCCUUGCCUUCUGGUUGUCUCAUUCUGUAUUUCAAUAAACUGUUGCAACGUU
Molecule: messenger RNA, 2427 nt
Organism: Dromiciops gliroides (monito del monte)
Lineage: Eukaryota; Metazoa; Chordata; Mammalia; Microbiotheria; Microbiotheriidae
Product: keratin, type II cuticular Hb5
Exons: 9
Coding region: 1-1524 (507 amino acids)
Biological process (GO): keratinization; intermediate filament organization
Cellular component (GO): keratin filament
Molecular function (GO): structural constituent of skin epidermis
Source: RefSeq, a predicted model, not a curated record